Messenger RNA from Xylona heveae TC161, 2307 nucleotides. RefSeq names its product Dihydropteroate synthase. NCBI's taxonomy places the organism in Eukaryota, Fungi, Ascomycota, Xylonomycetes, Xylonales, Xylonaceae. Gene Ontology annotation, molecular function: dihydropteroate synthase activity; 2-amino-4-hydroxy-6-hydroxymethyldihydropteridine diphosphokinase activity. The coding region runs from base 1 to 2307 and encodes 768 amino acids. Gene Ontology annotation, cellular component: mitochondrial envelope. Gene Ontology annotation, biological process: tetrahydrofolate biosynthetic process. The transcript is spliced from 4 exons. The record is from RefSeq and is a predicted model, not a curated record.
AUGUCCUCACUCUCCGACGAUGAAGCUUUGAAUGGUGUCGCACCGUUGAGCAAGGAUACUGCAGAUAUGAUUCAUGUAAAAGGAACUCGACUCGGGAAAGAUUCUCGUCAGAAUGCAGGAGACGUAGACACAGUCGAUGUGUUUUUACAAACGGAUUUCAGUCUCUCAUCAUCUGCAGACAGUCCAAAAGAGCCUGUGGAUUAUGCAAAAGUGUCAAAGUAUCUUCGCGAAAAAGUCCCUCGCCCUGGUACUCUACCUCUUCAGUUCGCGCGCAAGAUCACAGAGCAUGCUCUCUCGCUUUCGCAGUCAAUCUUUGAAGCUCGCACGACUCUGCGACUUGGGCCUAGACCACAAGCUCAAUUUACGAGUAAAAGGACGUACAAUGAAACAAUUCCACCCAGACGAUCACUGAGCUUGCAAAGGAGAAACGAUAAUUCAGGUGUAUUGAAUGGGAGUGACUUAGCGUCGACCAGGAUUCCAGAGGCAUCGUUGAAAAGCACAACAGAAGGACUCAAAUUUACAAACCCAUUAGGAUCGCCUAUCACUGAAUAUCCAAAGGAGCAGCAGAUUACGAUGGACGUGCAUCUGUAUGCUCAGAUACCAUGCCAGGAAUUACUUGAUCAACCACCUGCGAGGUUUGCAUCUCUGAAGGACAAGGACUUGGAAGCACUGGAGGCGGAUCUCCACGAGCUAACCACGCAACUUCCAAAUGCUUUAGCAACUGCUGGGAAAAUCGCGUCCUGCUCAUCAGUGGAAGCUCUAGCUUCUCAUUUAGCUGACGAGGGUUUCCGGAUCGGCGAUGAAUACAAUGCGGGCCCACUUCUCCACGCCGUGUCAAUUCGACUUCGGAGGCCAAAUGCUGCAAUUGAUACAAAAUCCGCCGCGAUUGUUGUCAAACGGUUCCGAGAAGAUCAUGGGCAACCAGACUAUAAAAGGAUUGCGGAGCUGAAUCGCAGAGGUCUUCACCGUGCAAUAAUUGCUCUCGGAAGCAACCUUGGAGAUCGCGUGGGUAUGAUCGAGAAGGCCUGCGAGGAAAUGCGACGUCGAGGCAUCAAGGUUGUGCGUACCAGUGGACUAUGGGAGACGGAAGCAAUGUACGUCUUGGACCAAGCACGAUUUGUCAACGGAGCCUGUGAGAUUGAAACCAGCCUGAAGCCCUUGGACCUUCUUGAUUUGCUGCAGAGCAUAGAAAACGACCUCGGUAGAAUAAAAACUGAUUAUCCCCCACAAGCUAAUGCUCGACCGACAAUUCGUGCUCCAGCCUCUAUGCGAGCACGUCCCCCAAUCUUCCACAAGUACUACACUCUGCUAAUACAUCCCAACAGACUGAUUCCGUACGAAGCGCAACCGCCCCCAGCGCCACCAACCUCAUUUCAGCACCAUCUCAGAGCUCUACAGGUUGGCGCCGAGGGUCUUUCAACCAUCACACCUCUCAGUCUAGCUCUCGACCCCAUUACUGCACUCACGCCAACCCGAAAAACACACAUCAUGGCCGUCCUCAACCUCACCCCUGAUUCCUUUUCUGACGGGGGCCUUCAUAACCCUGCCAACACCGAAGCACUUGCCUCCACAAUCAAGCAAUUCAUCGCCGAUGGCGCCACCAUUCUUGACCUCGGCGGCCAAUCAACGCGGCCAGGCGCCGAAGACGUCGGCGAAGCGGAAGAGCUAUCUCGCGUCCUCCCAGCUAUUCGACUGAUCCGAUCACUCGCAGAAGGCCAAAAAAUCUGCAUCAGCGUCGAUACCUACCGCGCGCGCGUUGCCGAGGAAGCCGUCAAGGCAGGCGCCGACCUGAUCAACGACGUCUCUGCCGGCCUUCUUGACCCUGCCAUGCUUUCCACUGUCGCCUCUGCCGGCGCUACCAUCUGCUUGAUGCACAUGCGCGGAACCCCGGCCACAAUGACGUCCCUCACCGACUACCCCGCGGGCUUGAUCCCAACCAUUGCCGACGAACUUACAGCCCGCGUCGCUGCCGCCGAAGCAGCAGGCAUACCCCGCUGGCGCAUCAUUCUUGAUCCAGGCAUCGGCUUUGCCAAGAACAAGCCCCGGAAUCUAGAAAUCCUCCGUCGCCUAGCCGAACUCCGUGCCCACGAACCCCUCCAUGGUCUACCGUGGCUCAUAGGCACCAGUCGCAAAGGCUUCAUUGGCCAAAUCACUGGCGUCAACGAGCCCCGCGAGCGCACGUGGGGUACCGCCGCCGCCGUCACGGCUGCUGUCCAGGGAGGCGCAGAUAUCAUUCGUGUGCAUGAUGUCUCGGAAAUGACAAAAGUCGUUCGCAUGGCAGAUGCGAUGUUCCGUGUGCCGUCUUGA